AUGAUAAGGACACAUGACGCGACGGGCUCAGGCACAAUCACCUUCCCAGAGUUCCAGGCGCUGCAUAAGUUCCUAUCCACCAUGCAGGAAAACUUCAACUUUUUUGAUGCAGACAGGAAUGGACAUUUGACAUUCGAUGAGGUUGCUCGAGCCCUGCUGCAUGCAGGGUUCAACCUUGAGCGGCAGGCUUUUGAUCCCAUGGUCAGGGCCUUCGACCCUAGCAGGUCUUCAUCGCUCGACCUGGCUGGCUACAUUGGCCUCAGCCUGUUUCUGAAGAGCGUGACUGCCACCUGGGCGGCAUUCGACCCGGAGAAAACUGGCAGGAUAAGUCUGGACUUCAAUCAGUUCUUGUAUGCAGCAGCAAAUGUGAUUUGA
Molecule: messenger RNA, 375 nt
Organism: Ostreobium quekettii
Lineage: Eukaryota; Viridiplantae; Chlorophyta; Ulvophyceae; Bryopsidales; Ostreobiaceae
Source: the annotation of a GenBank genome assembly